GAUGAACGGAAGCAGGAAGCAAAAUUGCGAAAGUGUUAUGAUGUUAUGAUUAUGAUGUUAUCAUAAUAUUUUUUGAUCGUUUAUGUGGAAUUGAUAAUGAAGGUUGAUUUUUAAUUUGCUUGCUAUUAAUUUUAUCAGUUUUUGUCCAGGAUAUCAAACGGUACAAAUAACAGCGGGGACCGAACGAGUUCCGUGGAUUCAUUCGAUCGCCUGUCAUAGCUUAGCUUAUAGACUGCAGAGACAGAGAGCCGCACCACACACUGCAGUUUCUCAAACGUGCGAUUCGAUUGUUGGUUAUUUUUUGAAAUCUCUUUAACCGUUUUCUGGACUCUUUGAAAGUGGAGCAUCCUUAAUCCUUACCAUGCAUCCGUUGUGUCGAAGGCUGCUGUAUGCCGAGAAUGGAAUCGUUUCGAUAGCUCGAAGGACCGCGCGGACAUUAUCUAAGCCUCCCCGCAUCACCAGCGUCAAGCAGGUGGUCACUCCGGGUCCGGAAUUCCAAGGGAAUCCGGGAAGACUCUUGGGGACCACGGGAUUCUGCAUUGCGGUUAGUGGCGCCACAUUUGUAGGUUGUGUUAUUUGGAAUUAUGAAAAAGUGCGAAAGAGUUUAAAGGAGAAGAUUGCGGGAUUGCUUCCCUCUUUAUCAUCCAAAAACAACGAAAGUAUUACAGAAAAGAUAAAAUCAUUCUGGAGAGAACAGAACCAUGGGAAAAAGCUGAUUUUAACGAUAAUAACAUUAAACUGCAUCGUGUUUAUGAUGUGGCAAGUGCGGAGUCUGCAGCCGUUCAUGACUAAAUAUUUCCUGUCCGAUCCUAAAGCCCGACAAUUAGGAGUGCCCAUGUUUUUGUCCAUGUUCAGCCAGAUUGCGCCGUUUCAUCUGCUGUGCAAUAUGUAUGUACUCUGGAGCUUCUCCGACGCGGUUAUGCACAUGUUCGGACAGGAGCAGUUCCUUUUCUUCUACAUCUCUGCAGGUUUGUUUAGCGGUCUCUUUAGCCUAACAAACAAGAUGUUCCGCGGCAUACCGCAGCCCUCGUUGGGCGCAUCCGGCGCCAUUAUUGCCGCGCUGGCAGCCGUGUGCACCGCCUUUCCCGACUCCAGACUGUCGAUAAUAUUCCUGCCCAUGUAUACCUUCAGCGCGGACAGUGCCGUGAAGGCCCUCCUUCUUUUUGAAACACUGGGUGUCCUGUUAAAGUGGAGAUUCUUCGAUCACGCUGCUCAUCUGGCUGGCAUUCUUUUCGGAAUAUGGUAUGUGAAGUACGGCCAUAAAAUCACCUGGGCCAAACGGGAAGGCGUGCUGCAGUUGUGGCAUCGUGUUCGUGGAUAAAAUUUGGAGGAAAUCAGAAAACAUAACUCUCGCACAUCGAUGCAGACGAAGAUGGAUAUUAUUGUGAUCAUCCCAUGUCACUUUGGGUGGGUUUUUUGUUAAUCAAGAGGAGCCCGGUUAACCUUGGAGACUGGAAUUACUUGAUUUAUCGAAACUUUACUGCAAUUGUAAUUUCUGAUUUUUGCUCCAGAUGUCUUUUGAGUACGUUCAACGUUGGUUGUUUUCGGAAUUAAUUAAGUAACUGAAAUAAAGUGGUGCUGCAGUCUG
This is a messenger RNA of Paramacrobiotus metropolitanus, 1588 nucleotides long. RefSeq names its product presenilins-associated rhomboid-like protein, mitochondrial. NCBI's taxonomy places the organism in Eukaryota, Metazoa, Tardigrada, Eutardigrada, Parachela, Macrobiotidae. The record is from RefSeq and is a predicted model, not a curated record. Gene Ontology annotation, molecular function: serine-type endopeptidase activity. The coding region runs from base 362 to 1321 and encodes 319 amino acids. The transcript has 6 exons. Gene Ontology annotation, cellular component: membrane.